AAGAUCGUGUGCUCUUUGUGCUGUUCUCUGACAGAGAUAUUCGUUCUCAUGCAUGGGAGAGCUGUGCUGAAGAUACUCUGAAAAGUUAAAAGUCUGCUCGGGAUACGGGUUAAUUUGAAGAAACUGCUGCGGUUUAAGAGCUGGGUUGUGGUGAUUUUUCAAUAGUUAAGAGCCUCUGGUGGUUUGAAAGUAACUUGCAGAGUUUUAAUUUUUUCUUUUCUGAAGGGGGAAUUUGUGAGGGGAAGCUGCGGUUUAUGAAUUGGGUUGCGCCCGUUUUGAUUGUAGAAGGGGUUAUUGUGCUUCAAGUUCUAUGUUUAGCGGAAAAAAAAGGCCACGGAGUCUAGUUGCUUCUUAAUAAACAGGGAACACAGCUUUCUGAUCAUCGUUCUGGUUUCCUCUCCACCGAAUCUAACAUAAUCCCCCUUCCUAAUGGGGUCUGAUGUUGCUGAGGUAGUGGACAAACAAUCUGUUCCUUGUUCCUUCAAGGUGCAUUGUUUAAUGUGCACCAAACUUCAGAAAUUGGUUACUAGAAUAUCAAGAAUACUUCCAGCAAUAGAAGAGGCUCGCCCUCGAUGCUCAUCAGGAAUACAGGAACUAUGCUCAUUAAACGAUGCAAUUGAGAAAGCCAAACAACUUCUUCAGUACUGUAGCGAGUCUAGUAAACUUUAUCUGGCAUUUACAGGGGAUAAAAUAGCCUCAAGAUGUAAAAGAUCAAGGGACUUGUUGGUGAAAUGUUUAGGUCAACUUCGAACUAUGCUUCCACUUGAGUUGGGUGAAGAGAUCUCUCACAUCAUGGAUGAUCUCAGGCAUGCGACAUUUACCCUGGAAUCAUCUGAAGAAGAAGCUGGCAAGGCUGUGCGAGGAUUGCUCCAUCGGGAUGCUUCUGCAACAGACUCAGUGGAAUAUGAAGUAAAAGCUCUACAAUUGGCAGCUUCAACACUUCAUAUUACAUCCCCGAAGGCUAUCUUGAUAGAGAAACGAUCUAUCAAGAAGCUGCAUGAUAAAGUCAGUGAUAGUGACCCAAUUAAAAAGAAGAUCUUAAAAGGUCUUUUGUAUCUAUUGAAGAAGUAUGGAAACUUAAUCCUGCAAGAGCAAUCGAUGAAUGGCCAUGUUCAGCGUGAAGGAGCAUUUGCAUUUCAGAAAUGCAGACAUGAUUCUGGAUUUAGCCAGUCUGUUGAAGUGGAUUCACUCAUAGGAUCACGGCAUCAUGAGGACCAAAUUGACUUCUCAAGCAGAGCUACACCUCCUGAAGAAUUUAAGUGUCCUAUAUCGUCAAGAUUGAUGUAUGAUCCUGUUGUCAUUGCUUCUGGACAAACGUUUGAGAGGAUUUACAUACAGAAGUGGUUUGAUGAGGGAAAUGAUAUAUGUCCAAAGACUAAAAUGAGACUGGCCCAGCUCUCAUUGACUCCCAACAUGGCCAUGAAGGAUCUAAUAUCAAAGUGGAGCAUGAGGCAUGGAGUCACCAUUCCUGAUCCAACUAUGCUACCAGAAUUCCUUCACUCUUGGGAAGCUUCUUCCGCUUCCAUUGCUAGCUUUGGAAGUUCUAUGAAUGAUCUACGUCUUCCGAUGGAUCUCAGCAACACGUCACUUGGAUCUUUAGAUACCAGUUUCAAUUCGGAUUCAUCAAACACUAAGAGGGCAGAUGGUUUAAACUCGAAUCCUGUACAGAAAAAAGAUGAGCACAAGUGUCAAUCUUAUGCAAGUAUACAUGAGACAGAUUUGGAAUCUCUAUCAAGACUAGCUGAACUUGAAUGGGAACCCCAAUGUGAAGCCAUUGAAGAUAUCAAAGAGCAUCUGAAUAACAGCGAAGAAGCUUGUCAAUUUAUGUCAUCUGACAAUUUUGUUGAACCGCUUGUUAGAUUUUUGAAGGAUGCAAAUGGCCGGCAUGACUUGAGAGCUCAAAAAGCUGGAUCUCAAUUGCUGCUGGCAUAUGUGAGCAGAAGCAGAAGUGGGAUCUCGUACUUAUGUGAAGAAGCAUUUAGUCUCUUGGCCACUGUUCUUGGUUCAGAAGCAACAGAAGAAAGUCUAGCCAUAUUGGAGGUGUUGUCUGGCCACCAGUACUGUAGAGAGAAAAUCGAAGCAUCUGGUGCUUUAACUUCUAUCCUAAAGAUGCUCGACUCCUGUAACAGAGAUUUCCAGGAACGGGCUAUCAAAAUCUUGUGCAAUUUUUCCUUAAAUAUUGACAUUUGUUCCCUCAUUGUUUCAUUGGAAUGCAUCCCAAAAUUGGUUCCUUUGUUAGAUAGCAGUAUUGGAGGAAGUUGUGUACUUCUAUUGAAGAAUUUAUGCAAUACUGAUGAGGCUAGGGUAUCUGUUGCUGAAACUAAUGGAUGCAUUGCCUCUGUUGCUAAACUACUUGGGUCUGACAGUCACGAGGAUCAAGAAAAUGCAGUGGCUGUUCUCCUUUCAUUGUGCUCUCAACGUGUUCAGUAUUGUCAGUUGGUCAUGGAUGAGGCCCGUGAGGGUGUCAUAUCAGAUCUUGUUGAUAUAUCUAUCAACGGAAAUGACAUGGGCAAGGCAAGUGCAUUGGAAUUGCUCCGGUGCUUAAGAGAUGUCGAGUAUGUUGAUGAUCAAGCAUGCAUCAGAUCUGAUAUUGAUUUCCCGAGUGAGUCUCCAAAUCUCUCUGAAGAAAGGAAACCAUCAAAGACAUCUCGGUUUUUCGGAAUGUUCAAACCCACUUCUCUUCACACAAGAAAGAAGAAAUGAAACUGGUGCCUUCAGCUUAUUUUAACCCGGUGGUAACUUGAAAUAUUGUAGCAAUAUGCUGUAGUAAAUGAAAUAGAAUUUUCUUGGUGAGAUUCUCGUUUUCUCCUAAACUGUAGAGAUUUCUGUAAUUCUGUUUAUAUGGAAUGGAGGAAUGAAUUAGCGAUGUAUAUUGUAUAGUAGGUGGGGUGGAUGGAUUUUUGGGAUCUAUUACUGAAUGCUUCCAAGUAUUGAUUCAUGAUGUUUUUGCUGCCAUUUUUAGGAUAUUAACUUGACAAACAUGUACAUUUUUGUGCUGUUCUAUGUUGUAUUUUAAUAAAUUUCGUGUUUGUUUUA
This is a messenger RNA of Juglans microcarpa x Juglans regia, 3036 nucleotides long. RefSeq names its product U-box domain-containing protein 5-like. NCBI's taxonomy places the organism in Eukaryota, Viridiplantae, Streptophyta, Magnoliopsida, Fagales, Juglandaceae. Gene Ontology annotation, molecular function: ubiquitin-protein transferase activity. The record is from RefSeq and is a predicted model, not a curated record. Bases 430 to 2703 code for a protein of 757 amino acids. Gene Ontology annotation, cellular component: cytoplasm; nucleus. Gene Ontology annotation, biological process: protein ubiquitination; cell surface receptor signaling pathway. The transcript is spliced from 6 exons.